Ananas comosus (pineapple) is the source of this 720-nucleotide messenger RNA. RefSeq lists its product as uncharacterized. The record is from RefSeq and is a predicted model, not a curated record. The coding region runs from base 43 to 486 and encodes 147 amino acids. The transcript has a single exon. NCBI's taxonomy places the organism in Eukaryota, Viridiplantae, Streptophyta, Magnoliopsida, Poales, Bromeliaceae.
UCACACUCCAUGUAUACUUAUAAUUGAGCUUCAAUUUCUCACAUGGCGAACGCUUACUAUUUUCACAACACCCCCCCCUACUACCACCAAAACCCUUAUUCCCAGGCACACCACCCCAGCUCCCACGCAGCGCAACCCUUCCCCCUCCACCUCUGCUUCUUCCUCCUCACCCUCUUCCUCUUCAUCGCCUUCUCGUGGUACAUGAGCUACGAGUCGGCCCUCGAGAGCCUGAUCGAGCAGGUCAAGUUCCUCUUCAUGGUGUCGCCGCUGGUGCUGCUCCUGGUGGUGCACCUGAUGUCGAGCCGCGAGAGGCGGCACGUGCCGUUCUUCGCGCCAUUGCCAGAACACCAGCAGCCUUUCUACUGCAGCCGCGGUCGCGCGGGCGGAUCCCCGUGGGGGGUCGCGCUCGUGCUGGUGCUACUUAUGUUCAUGAUCUCCUACCAGUCUUACUUCCACGAGAGGUGGUUCCCCCUGCUGAGCAGGUGAUCAGGGGCCAAAUUAAUUAAAUAAAUAAACUUGUGUGUGGUUUAUAUAUAUAUAUAUAUAUAUAUGCUUUGUUUUGUAUAAGAAGGGCUAGCUAGGCUUCUUAAUUUGCUUUUCUUAUGGGGCUAAAGAAGAGGGGCAAGAUAUAUACAUGUGUGCUCCACUUUAAUAUUCCUUCCAAAUAUUAAUGCAUUAUGUUAAGUCCUAUGGUAAUAUGUAGAGGUUUCUUUUUUCUUU